UCUGCUACGUCACUUCCGGGUUUAGACGUCCAGUUGUAGAAAAAAAAAUCAGGUUGCCAUGAAUUUGAGCUAGCUAGCCACCGAAAAAUAUCUGUACAUAUGAGUCAAACCAUCCAUGUCAAGACGGACGGAGGGUUUUCGAAGUGUUGUGCUGCUUCUGUGUACAUAUAGGGGCACACGAACCGGCCUGCAGACCUACUGUGAAUCGAUCCCGCUGGCUCAGUGACUUGAUCAGGAAACCUUGGCACCCUUGUGUGCCAAUUCAUUUCAAGGCCCGGGGAUUUCUGAAUCCAGAGGAUGAACGGACUGUCUAUACGAGAGUUAUGCUGCCUGUUCUGCUGCCCCCCUUGCCCCAGCCGCAUUGCAGCCAAGCUGGCGUUCCUCCCUCCAGAGCCAACCUACGCCCUUCUCCCUGACCCAGAUCCAAGCUCUGGAUCCGCACCCGGGUCCAGCUCUGGGGCUGCUCUGCCCUCUCUCGGAGCUCCAGGACUGCGCUCCCGGCUAAGUACUAGUAGUGGAGGUGACCGAGGAGGUGGAGGGGGCACUGGAGGUGGGGGUGGUGGUGGCGGCGGCGCGGGAGGUGUUGGUGCUGCUGCUGGUGCUGCUGGUGCUGGUGCUGCUGCUGCUGGUGGCGCAGGUGCUGGUGCAGGCAGUGGUGGUGCCACUGGCAGUGAGGGCAGGUGGAAGCUUCAUCUCACAGAGAGAGCAGAGUUCCAGUAUUCACAGAGAGAGCUGGAUGUGACAGAUGUGUUCCUAACCAGAUCUAGCCGGGGGAACAGGGUGGGAUGCAUGUACAUUCGUUGUGCCCCCAAUGCAAGGUUUACAGUCUUGUUUUCCCAUGGUAACGCCGUAGACCUGGGCCAGAUGAGCAGCUUCUACAUCGGCUUAGGCACCCGCAUCAACUGUAACAUCUUUUCCUACGAUUACUCAGGCUACGGUGUUAGCACUGGCAAGCCCUCUGAGAAGAAUCUCUACGCUGACAUUGAUGCUGCCUGGCAUGCCCUGCGCUCCCGGUAUGGCAUCAGCCCAGAGAAUAUCAUCCUGUACGGACAAAGCAUCGGCACGGUGCCCACGGUGGACUUGGCGUCACGGUUCGAGUGUGCUGCUGUGGUCCUUCACUCUCCUCUCACCUCUGGCAUGAGGGUGGCCUUCCCUGACACUAAAAAAACGUACUGCUUUGAUGCCUUCCCAAACAUUGAGAAAGUGUCAAAGAUCCCUUCUCCAGUGCUCAUCAUCCAUGGUACAGAGGACGAGGUGAUCGACUUCUCGCACGGCCUUGCCCUGUUUGAGCGCUGCCCCAAGGCGGUGGAGCCCCUCUGGGUGGAGGGAGCAGGUCACAACGACAUUGAGCUUUACAGUCAGUACCUGGAGAGGCUACGGCGUUUUAUCAACCAGGACCUGGCUGCACAGCACGCCUGAGAAAACAAACAAACAGCCUCUCUGCAUUUGUACGGAUGAGUGUGUGAAUGAGAACGUUAGCAUGUUUCGAAGUUUUGAGUGAGAAGUUUACCUAAACAAAUGUGUGGUUGUUUUUUUUUUUUUUUUCCUUUUUCUCACAUCUGUGUGUCUUUGAAGCAGCACACCUUUAGGUUACCUUUUCACACAACAUAUGUUAGACUAAUUUCCUGUUCCAAAGGUGAGACCACUUUUUAAUACAUCAUUAGCUGUAUCCAUCUGUGAGGCAGUGCGGCGUGAAACACUGAUAACAAGACCUGAGAUUACACAACUUCACGCAUACAUUGUUAACAGGAGGAACACGAUGGAAUCACAGCUUUUAAAAUGUGACGCAAGAAGAUUCAACACUUCUUUGUCUGAAAAAGGCACACAGAUGUCAUUUUAAAGUAUGAUGUUGGUGAAUGUAUGAGCCAUAGAUGUAAGUGUCGAGUGUGUAUUCAUAUCUCCAUGAACACCUGAGUAGUGUGUGUGUGUGUGCCUGUUUUUAUGUGUGCGACCACCAAGGCAGUGCUGAAAGAAAUGAAGGACAUCUUGGAGACUUGGACCGGCUGCAAGUGAAGGAGGCUUAAGGAGUCAUCUUGAUAUUGUGUGUUUGUUUUGUUUUGUUUUCAAUGUGUGUAUGUAUGAAGAAUACCUCCACAGCUUGACCAGUUCACUCUCUCUCUCUCUCUGGUAGACAAACACUGGUCAAGCAGGUGCCCCUUGCUCUCCUUUUACCCCUCCUUCACUUUCUGUUUACCGGUUAAUGGACAUCCAUGUGACUGCCAGGGCAUUUCCCAAGCUGUCAUCCAGCUAACACUACCCUACUCUUCUCCUGUGGUUUGGGGAUCCAUGUCCUUUAAUCCGCUUUGAAACACAAGGACUGGUCUGGAAUACUGUCGUAGCUUAAACGGCUGUUUUUGGGCAUCUCGUACGUAGUCUCUGUUUUGACUCUGAUACGAUCACAGAAUGGCCAACUUACACGUCGUUUCCUGGCCUUGUUAUAAGUUUAGCCUUUUCCUGUCUACAGAAUUGCUGCAGCAGCUUACAAGGAAUAACAUUAAUUUUCUGUAUCGCUUUACCCGACCCAGUACCCCUCCAUAUACAGCAUGUGAUUAAGUGUGAUGGUGUGGUUUCAAUGGAAACAGGUCUUAGGCGGCCACAUACAGUCAGCAUGGAUGAUUCUUUAGCAUUGGUAUAACAGCUUUGGCGUGUAGGUUUACUUUGUUAUUCUCAUGUGAAAUUAGAUCAGCCAGCUGUAAUGUGACGCCUCAUGACAAAGGAUUGAGCAGACAACGCUACAUCUGUCACAGCAGGAAUAGAUCAGAUUUAAAGGACUAGUUUGAAAUUUGUGGAAAUGCUGUUACUCUUUUGUGUGUAGAGUUAAAGGAGAAGAUUUUUACCAUGUUUUAUGAGAGCAGGACCAGAAAUAAGCCCAACCUGUCCUAAAACAGCGUGUUGUUUUUACUCUUACAUCUUUGUAUACAAAAGAUUCUGAAUGUAGAGGUGCUUGCAGGUGGAUUUGUUACCUUUGUACAAGCAGGCGAGCUCUUUUUCCCCUUUUUUCCAGUCUUUAUACAAAGCCAAGCCAACCACCUGCACACUUUAGCUUGUAAUAUACCACAUGCAGAUAUAUGGGAGUGGCAUCAAUUGCUUCCAACCCUCAGCAAGAGAGUAAUUAAGCGUUUCCUCAAUUUCAAACUACGUCUUUAACUUGUUGAAGUGAGUCUGGCUGGAUUUGGAGGUUUCUUAUGGUAUGUGGUGUCAGGGUAGCUGCUCAAUUCUCCAAACCACGGAGGGAUUAUGUGCAUUUAAUUUGUAAUAACCUCACUUCUUCACUUUGUGAAACUGAUUCACUUGUGGUCAUACAGCACAGUCUUUUCUGGGUCUUGUUUCAGGAGAACUCAUUAACCAAGUUCAGUCCACCUCAAUUUCUCAUUGACCCCUCAUGCACAUUUUCCCCCAGUGUUUUUGUCUUUAUAUAAUUAAUCUGAACGUGUUUGUUGUAGUGUAGGGCCAUGGUUUGUGUGUUUUCAGAACCCAGCGUGUCGCCGUUAUGACUAACCCAAGUGUGAUUCAGAUGUGGUGCAGGGACAGGGCAUCAUACCUCCUCGCUCUGUUUAACCUCUGUGGCCCUAAAUGUACAGGAAGCUCUCUUAUGGUCGGCAGCACGCUUCACGUGUGACACAAGCCAUAUUUGAGCCUCUCACUGUUGGUGUGGUGCAGGUUCCACCACACACACACACACACACACACACACACACACACACACACACACACACACACACACACACACACACACACACACACACACACACACACACCCCUUUGCACAUCAUUUCUCACACACACACAAACAAAUUCAUACACUACUCACAUGCAUACACACACACACACACACUACAUGUACUGUAGUAUACAGUGCGUUUACACAUUUAUAUAUAUAUAUCAGAUCAAGCAUGAAAAAAGCAGGUCUUAAGUUCAGCACUAUUGUACAAAGCAUCCAAAGUGUAAUAAGGGUAUAAAAUGUAAGUUUGUGUGUCUUCAUUAUUAUUGACUUGUCUUCUACAGGCCAGCAUUAAGGAUACUAACAUCAUGUUUUAAAAGAUACGAGAAAGCUGUGUAGACCUGAAAAUCCCAAGAACCCCAAAAAGGCUAACUCGUGUCAGAUCUACACGCAGGACACCCCAUCAGUUUCAGUGACAGUGGCUGCGUUUUUUUUUGUUUUUUUUUUGAAGGGAACAUAUAUACUGAACUCGCACUGAUCUGAUUACUCCAUUUUGGGAGUACAAGUGGGUCUAAGUAAGCCGUGGAAUAGUUACUGAACACCACUCGCUCUCUGUCUUCAUCUUGAACAGGGAAUCUUUCAGUUAUCAUUCUGUGCUUUGUGUCUCUGAUAUUUAAAUAACGGAUAUCUGUUACCAUCUUGAGCCAGGGAUCUGAGCCGCCGUCAGAAAAACCAGAGUUUAACGCCGCUCUCUGAAGUCAGGCCUCAGCUUCUUUUGGACAAGUCGUGUUUUCAGGGAAACCACUGGAUCCACCUUUCACUCAUCGGGUUCAAAACAGGCAGUGGAUACUUGCCGUGUUGUUGAUGCACCACUAUGGUUGGCGUUUAUUGUAUCCUCUGGCCCUGAAUGUUUAAUGAUGGGGGUGGGGGGGUGGACAGUGAAAACUGUAUGCAUGUCUAUCGUGUUUUUGAAGAGCAAGUGACGGGGUGGGACGUUCUCUCUAUUAUUGUGUAUUCUAUGUGAGGGUAAAGCUGAACUCAUGGCAUCGGAACAUUGAAGCGCUUUUUAAAAAACAA
This is a messenger RNA of Notolabrus celidotus (New Zealand spotty), 4738 nucleotides long. Its product is annotated as alpha/beta hydrolase domain-containing protein 17B-like. Gene Ontology annotation, molecular function: palmitoyl-(protein) hydrolase activity. The coding region runs from base 298 to 1419 and encodes 373 amino acids. The record is from RefSeq and is a predicted model, not a curated record. Lineage: Eukaryota; Metazoa; Chordata; Actinopteri; Labriformes; Labridae. Gene Ontology annotation, cellular component: plasma membrane; endosome membrane. The transcript is spliced from 6 exons. Gene Ontology annotation, biological process: protein depalmitoylation.